AUGGUAGGUUUUGCAAAAGGUUUCGUAUUUUUUCUUUUCCUUACACUUUUUAAUUAUUGUUAUUCUCAAGAUGUAAUUGAAUUAAAUGACGCAAAUUUCGAAAGCUUAACACAAAUAUCAACUGGGAAUACCACAGGAUCAUGGUUUAUAAAAUUUUAUGCACCAUGGUGUUCACAUUGUAAAGCCAUGAAUAAGGCUUGGACUGAAUUAGCUUCAGAAAUGAAAGGAACUAUAAAUAUAGCAAAGGUUGAUGUAACUACCAAUUCUAAAACAAGAAAAAGAUUUAAAAUCGAAGGAUUCCCAACAUUAAUUUACUUUAAAAAUGGAAAAAUGUAUGAUUAUAAAAGUAAUGAUAGGUCUCUAGAAGCAUUAAAAAAUUUCAUUUUAGAAUCCUAUAAAAAUGUUAAACCAUCAGAUGCACCUACACCUCUUAGCUAUGCUGAUAUUUUGAAAGAAUUAGCACACGAAACAUUCUUAAAUAUUGAUAGAAUCUAUAAAUAUGCAUUCCCUGCAUUAGCACUUAUUUCUGUUAUAUCAUUUUUAAUUGGAUUUAUUUUUUGUUUAGCUUUAUGCAAAAUGUGUUGUAAAAAAGGAUGCCCAAAAUCUAAAAAAAAAGAUUAA
Messenger RNA from Plasmodium yoelii, 621 nucleotides. RefSeq names its product thioredoxin-related protein, putative. NCBI's taxonomy places the organism in Eukaryota, Apicomplexa, Aconoidasida, Haemosporida, Plasmodiidae. The coding region runs from base 1 to 621 and encodes 206 amino acids. The record is from RefSeq and is a predicted model, not a curated record. The transcript is spliced from 2 exons.